GCGUCCUUUAAACCUCCAGUUAGAAAAGGUUUACAUAUGUGCAUCGAGAUCCCUUGUGCGCAUCCUGACACUUGAUUGCUUUUAAGCUCAGCCAAGCCUUACUGGCCUUACUGCAACAAAACCCAACAAAAAGCCAUGGCCGAACCAAAGAAGAAAGGACUAUGGGGCGGUCUGAUCCGCAAGCUCAGUAAUGCCCAAGGAAGCGGCAAGCUGGAGAAGGAACCGCCGAUGAGACGCCCUAGUGAUGCAGAUGCGCUUACAAGGCGACGAAGGUCUGAGAAGUCAGAUGCUACUAGUUCUCGCAGACGACCUCGUCACCCAGAUCCACAUGAUUCCAAGGGCAAGGACAAGGAGCAGCUGAACGGCCACAUAUACGAGUCGGCACCUUUGUCUGAAUGGCCGCCCCCCGGUCUUUCGGAUGAUGAUGAUCUCACACUUGGAGAUGCGAUGAAACUUAUCUCAAGAGGUGUACCGGCACACCAAGGCCAUAAACGUCCUAUUCCUCAUGCACCAGAUAACUACUUUGGCUUAUACACCACGACAGCAGGUAAUCACGGUGAUGGCAACGAUGCUGCGAACCAGCAUGAUGCGAUGAUCCAACUUACCACCCUUCGUUUACAAGGCUCUGGCCCGCCCAACUAUCCCUGGGAGACUCUUGAGCAGCCAAGCCUCGCUUUUGGAUAUGGGGCUCGGCCUGGUACCAUUACCUUGAACCACUGGGCUAGUCUUUCUAGUGCCUUUCCGCCUCUUAUUGGCCUUCGUGAUCCUGGUGUGCUGCCCAGAGAAGUUGAUCUAGUUCAGAUAUUUGAACGAUUGCAGGAUCUAGAACAAGGCCUGGAAGACGAUAGUGAGGAACUAUUGUAUCGUCUAUAUAAGCGAUUUCUCCGAGACCCAGACAAGAUCUUUAGCCCACAUAAGACCAUGGAGAGACAAAUCACCGACUUGGUCAUGUGCCUAUCAGGUCAAGAUUGGAUUGACUUUUCAAAUCCCAAACACCAGGUCGUCACGAAGUUCAUCUACGAUACAACCCCUGCAAACCAGCAACAGUAUCAUAAGUUCUUCUACCAACUGCUCUUGAGCCUUGAGUUGGAACUACGAAUCAAUUCGAGACUUCACACAGACUGGGCCAAGGAGAGACUCAUGGCACAGAUCCCACCUAAGAUUCAGUGGAAUAUGGCCCUUGCUAAGAGAUGGAGGGAUUUCGUGCGCGUUGAGAGCUAUGGCGAGAAUGCCGAUCAAGUGAAACUACGAUAUAAGCUGAAAAAGAGACAAGUCAAGAUGUUAAAGAGAUUCGCACAAAUGAUGAAAUGGCCAAACCUUUCCGAGACUUUGGAGGAGUUGAAGGAGAGGGAUGCAGAAGGGGCCCUAAUGCCUGUCAGUUCACAUGCCAUGGCAUUCUUUAGCGGCCUUGUUCUCCCAGGGCCAACGUUUCCUUUCCUCAUCAUGAACUCGUUGAUCGAUAUCGAUCCCGAUAAAGCAACAGAUAACCUUGCAUUACUCACGCACCUUAAUCCCCACUGCGGCUUUCAAUAUCGGAACAGCUAUACGUACUGGACGUCGACUUGUAUCGUCGGUAAAGUGCUUGCGCCGACUUGCCUCGAGGUGGCUGGAUGGGUAGGACCAGCUAGACCAACAGUCGAUCUUGGACGCUCCCAGAUCGCCCGAAUCCGCUCGAAAAAGCCGCGACAGCAAAUAUUAAAACCAGAGGACAUCACUACCAUGAGAGAAAGGUCUGACCCCUUAGGCCCGCCCUCCACAACCUAUCCUGUGAUAGAUUACGACUUGAACAUGCCAGACACGGAUGACAUCGUCGAUACGGUGCGAAUCGAACAGGUCAAUCUCAAGGGGCUUGCUGAGAAGCAAGACUCUGGCCCCAAAUGGUUUGAUGCUUCGAUACAAUUUGCCAUUGAUGGUGUGUCCUGGCCACUUAAUCUUACAUUCGAUGUGUCUUUUAUAAAUGCAUGGCCAUGCUCCGAUGGACCGCAUAUUCUGUUUUUCGACUAUGUCUAUACCUCCCGCAAGGUUGACGAGGUAGUAAAUAUUCUGGAUUGGGGCAGGCCUAGUAGUAGGGAGAAGAACCCGCCUUCAGUACCAGUCGGAAGUAGCAAACAGCAGGCACCCAUCGACGAAGAGGGAGUGAUGGUAAUCGAGGCGUUUGGGAACAAAGAUAAUGAAGUCUUGGCACGAGCAUGGUGCUCCCACUGGGGCCUUAGUGCGAUCGUGGCCGAUAUUGGCCAGACCUGCAUGGCGUGCGCCAUCCGCGAAGCUUACGCGGCAGCCUUGACGGUGGUAAUACUUGUUGAGGAUCAGCCAGAGGAUGCAGAAUAACGAUGUGACGACCAAGAGUUUCACGAAUAAUGCUUGCAGGAUUACUGAGAUGAAUUAUGAGACGGGAGGAGAGGAGGGGUGCAUGCACGCACUAAUUUCACAGCUGCAAUGACACAGUCAGUGACUUCCACGAUGGUUACAUGACUGUCUAGGCGAUUUGGGCGUCAGGCAAAUGAUUUGGGUUAGCAGAAAGCUGAGUUUAUAGCAAGGAAAAGGGAGUUGCUCGCGUUAAUAUAUACCCAGUCAAUGUGUUUUCUUUUCUUUUCUUUGCUGCUUUGCUGCUUUGCUGUUCAUCGGAUUUAUUCAGAUUCAUUCAGUCUCAUUGCUACCUACUAGAUAUCUACCUACCUA
Molecule: messenger RNA, 2679 nt
Organism: Hypoxylon fragiforme
Lineage: Eukaryota; Fungi; Ascomycota; Sordariomycetes; Xylariales; Hypoxylaceae
Exons: 4
Coding region: 136-2328 (730 amino acids)
Source: RefSeq, a predicted model, not a curated record